Molecule: messenger RNA, 2102 nt
Organism: Hypanus sabinus (Atlantic stingray)
Lineage: Eukaryota; Metazoa; Chordata; Chondrichthyes; Myliobatiformes; Dasyatidae
Product: xenotropic and polytropic retrovirus receptor 1 homolog
Exons: 14
Coding region: 1-2058 (685 amino acids)
Biological process (GO): phosphate ion transport; cellular response to phosphate starvation
Cellular component (GO): plasma membrane; Golgi apparatus; cytoplasm
Molecular function (GO): inositol hexakisphosphate binding
Source: RefSeq, a predicted model, not a curated record
AUGAAGUUUGCGGAACAUCUGUCGGCGCAUCUAACACCAGAAUGGAGGAAGCAGUACAUCGAAUACGAGGCUUUGAAGAAGAUGCUGCAUAUGGCCAGGCACCAAGCCCCAAAGACAGAAGUUUCAGAACCUGCAGUUAUCCAACGAUAUAAUGCAUCACUGGAAGAAAGAUUUUUUCAGAUAAGUGAGAAAGAACUAACCAAAAUAAACACAUUUUAUGCAGAGAAAAUUGCUGAAGCCCAAAGAAGAUUGGCAACGUUGCAGAUGGAACUUGAAGCAGUUCUCAAUUCCCAGAGAGAGAGUGAUACAAGAUCAAUGGCACACUGGAAGAGCAUCCUUCUCAAACCACACAGGCAGCGAGCACGGCACAAGAAAAUGUGUGACCUGAAGCUGGCCUUCAGUGAACUCUACCUUAACCUAGUCCUGCUGCAGAAUUACCAGAAUCUCAACCUCACUGGGCUUUCCAAAAUCAUGAAGAAAUACGACAAAAUGUUCAACACAUCGAAAGGCGCAGGGUGGCAGGAAGCUCAGGUUGAGAGCUCGGCCGUGUACACCAGCCAAAAGGUGGACCAGCUAAUCAGCGAGGUAGAGUCACUCUACACAACUCAGCUGGCUGGAGGAGACAGAGCCCGGGCGAUGAAGAGGCUUCGAGUUCCUCCGCUAGGAACAGCACAGACUCCCCCAGUGUGGACAACCUUCCGUGUGGGCGUGCAGUGUGGACUCAUUAUGGCACUCUCCGUGCUGAUAAUCAUCAAAGGUAUCUACGUAUCUCGGGAAGCCAGUGUGUGGCCCCUCCUGAGGGCUUACAGAGGGGGCUUCAUUUUCAUUGAGUUUGUCUUCCUGCUGGGAAUUAAUAUCUAUGGCUGGAGGAAGGCAGGAGUGAAUCAUUGUUUGAUCUUUGAACUUGAUCCCAGGAACCACCUCUCCCAUCAGGAAAUUUUUGAGCUGGCUGGUUUCCUGGGAGUCCUCUGGUGCUUGAGUGUGCUCGCCUGCCUUUUCAGUGCUUACAUCCACACUCCGAUGUCAAUCAGUCCACUGGUCCUGUACGGACUCAUGGUGCUUCUUCUCCUGAACCCAACCAAGACCUUCUACUACAAAUCCCGCAUCUGGUUGUUAAAGGUCCUGUCCCGGGUAAUAACAGCCCCCUUCCAUAAAGUCGGCUUUGCUGAUUUCUGGCUGGCGGAUCAACUCAACAGCAUGGGGCCCGUUUUCCUGGACCUCUGGUCCUUGAUCUGCUUCUACACGUUUGACAUGAACUGGGAGAGUAACCAGGGCCUCCUGAGCCCGCCUGCAGGUGAGAAGCCACGCCAAAAACCGAUAUACGGUAACUCCUAUGGAGUGACCUGCUUCAUCCAGUGCAUUCCACCCUGGAUACGAUUCACCCAGUGCCUCCGUCGAUACAGGGACAGCAGGGACGCAUUCCCACAUUUAGCAAAUGCUGGGAAGUACUCCACCGUUUUCAUCAUGGUAACCUUUGCAGCCCUGUACUCAACUGAGAAAGAACGCUCUCAGCUGACAAUCGGUGUGAAGGUUUACUUCUACCUGUGGGCCGUGACGACCUGUGUCAGCACCAUCUUCACCAUCGGCUGGGACCUGAAGAUGGACUGGGGACUGUUAGACAAGAAAACCAAAGAGAACAAGUUUCUGAGAGAAGAGACAGUAUACCAAUAUAAAGCCUACUACUACUGUGCCAUCCUUCAGGAUGUGGUGCUUCGCGUGGCGUGGGCUCUCAACAUCCUGUUCACCCAGACCAAGCAGUCGGAGGUGGCAGAAAUCAUCUCAACCACCCUGGGUCCACUGGAGGUCUUCAGACGCUUCGUCUGGAAUUUCUUCCGGCUUGAAAAUGAACAUUUAAACAACUGUGGCCAGUUCCGAGCGGUCCGAGACAUUUCCAUUAUACCCUUGACUGGGGAUAACCAGGCGACUCUGCUGCUGCUGAUGGACGAGCAGGAAGGGGUCAGAAAUCGCGGAAAAGUCAAAGGCAGCAAGCGGAAAACCAACUUCCCUUUUAAAAGAUCCAGGUCAGUUGAGAAACAACGACGACUUGCAACGGUAUAGAUCACAGAUUGAAUCUUAGUGUGCAGAGUGUAAGCAAAUCGAGC